Messenger RNA from Amphimedon queenslandica, 941 nucleotides. RefSeq lists its product as uncharacterized. The record is from RefSeq and is a predicted model, not a curated record. The transcript is spliced from 5 exons. NCBI's taxonomy places the organism in Eukaryota, Metazoa, Porifera, Demospongiae, Haplosclerida, Niphatidae. Bases 10 to 774 code for a protein of 254 amino acids.
UUAUUAGAAAUGAGUCUACUGUAUAGGAGAGAGCUAGCCUUAGCAAGCAAAUGGUUAAAAGGAGAAGGAAGUCAACAAAUGACUGACAGAGGAACUCAAGGGUCUGGUUUUAUACCUAUUAAAGGUGUUAUUUUUGACAUGGAUGGCACACUUACUAAACCAAUUUUAAACUUUGCUGAAAUGCGUAGGCAACUAGGGAUAAAACCAGGGAGUGACAUACUGACUCAUGUAAACUCCCUUCCAUUGCCUGAUAAGACUACUGCACUGCAAAUUGUUGAAAGCAUCGAAGAAGAAGCAAAUAGAAAAAUGGAGUUGCAGCCUGGAGUGCUGGAGUUACUUGAUUUCUUAGCUAGCAAAAGUAUAAAGAGAGGAUUAUUAACACGUAACUCAAAGAGCAGUGCAGAGUUAUUUUUAGCUAAACUGCAGGAAAGUCUGGCAGGUUCUGCUGCCAUCUAUUCUUCACUCACUUCAGUGAAAAUAUUCUCACAAGUUGUUACUCGCGAGUUUCAGCCAAACAAACCUGAUCCAGCCCCUGUCUCCCACAUGGCAUUAAACUGGGAGCUACCAGCGGAGAAUAUUCUGGUCGUUGGUGAUGAUAAAGCUGACGUCAUUAGUGGACACAAAGCAGGAACAAUGACUGCUCUGUUGCUUAAUGAUGCAUCAAAAGCUAGUGAGCUCACCCCAGGGACACCUCCUUGCGAUAUAGCAAUUUCAUCUUUGCAUCAAUUACUAGAACACCUUCAGAAACCUAUCAUCAUUAAACCUUCAGACUAAACAUAACUGUUAAAAUUGUAUGCAUUCUAGUUGUUUAUAAAAAUAAUGUUUUUAGCAAAUAAAAAAAGUUCAGUAGUACACGGUAACUAAUUCUUUAUUGAUAAAGAAACUGAAAAACAGAAUCACCAGGCUUGCCUUUGUUUUCCUUAUUUUCCCUUGCUUUGGAG